This is a messenger RNA of Theileria annulata, 5259 nucleotides long. RefSeq lists its product as uncharacterized. The transcript has 2 exons. The record is from RefSeq and is a predicted model, not a curated record. The coding region runs from base 1 to 5259 and encodes 1752 amino acids. NCBI's taxonomy places the organism in Eukaryota, Apicomplexa, Aconoidasida, Piroplasmida, Theileriidae.
AUGACAUUGAGUGGAUAUAAGUCUCAAGUAGAUACUAGUAGGACUAAUCGUUACUCUAGUCUCUACCAUGAUUGGUUUAUUAUUGGUGUAGGUUGUUUUACAUAUUUUCUGGUUGGACUAUCACUUACAUUAGUUUAUGUAUUAUGUGAGAUGGAUUAUUUCAUGUUAUCUGGUUUAUUUCGUAUUCAGAGAUUCUUUUCAGAUGAUGCUUAUUAUUUUAGUAAACAGGUUGUUCUAAUGUAUGGUGUGAUUGGAUUCAUAUUUACACUUGUCAUUGGACCAAUUGGUAAGAUCUCAUGCAUACUGUGGUCUUGGAUUCUGACACUAACAUAUCUUGUGUUUGGAACACACUCAUACUUGUUUGGAUUCAUUCAAUAUGGUAAGCUGUUAAUUAGAUCUAUAAGCAUCAUAUCACUCAUAACACAUAUUCUGAUGUGUAACUUCAUAUUCUUCCUAUUUGAUCCAAUAGAUAAUGCCACCAAACCAGCUGAAAAUAACUCAUCAGAUGAGAAAACUGACAAAGCUGAAGAAGAUAACAAAACCAAGAGCGAUGACAAAGAUAACCUACAUGAAAGAGCUAAAAGAUCUAAGCACUUGAAUGCUAUUGGUCCAUAUGGAUCAUUAGUAUACUAUAGGGUAAUAAUGUUCCUGGUUGGAUUUUUUCUCGGAUCACCUAUCAUUUUAUUUGUGUUGAGGAUUAGUUUAUCCGUUGAUACAUUUUCUGAAAAGGAUCCCAUAAUGUCCUCAGUUGACAUGUGUAGAAUAAUGAUGCUAAUGUUCUCAAUAUCAGUUAUGGCCAGUGUAUUCCUUACACUUACAUUUUCAAAUGCACAAGUAACUGAAUAUACCUUGAUGCCAUUUCGUAUGAUAUCUUUUAGAAGACUUAAGAAGACCAUGUUUAACUUCUUUGACAUAGAGUUACUAGUUGUAGUCUGGAUCAUUAAUCCUCUAAUCAUGACCUUGAUUCCAUACACUACUAGGAUCCAUUCCGAGUUCCAUAAAUUCACACUACUUCAUAGAUUAUUAUUUGCAUUGUUUCUUAUUGCAAUAAUGAUACUGAUGCAUAGAGAUAUACUUUAUAGCUGUAUCAGGACCAUAAAAUUACUUAAUGCAUCAAUAUUCAACAUCUUAUACACUGAUGGAUAUAUACAGAUCAAUGAUAAUAAACUUCUUAGAGAUACACCUGUAUCAACAACUCCAUAUUCUAACUACACACUGAGACAUUCUGGAGACACACCAACAAUGGUUCCAAAUGAGAUAUCAGUUCCAUCAGAAGUAUCAUAUCCUUACUUUGAGAAUGGCUGGGAUCAUAUUGAGAAUGAGGAUAAAAAACUCUUACUUAGGUCAUACCAAAUUCAACAAUCACUUGAGAGACUAUCACACUACAUUAAUACUGGAGGUGACAUGGAUAUCCGUAACAUCCAUAGUGAUCCAGACCUAUCAUUGUGUAAACCACAAAUAGAUACAUCAGAUGAAUCUGAGACUAAUCCUAAUGAUCCAAUGAAAUCUACAGUAUACCUACUGAAUGAAUAUAAAAGUGAACUUAUGUCAAUGUUAGAGGAUGAUUCACAAAUUACAUUGUCUGAACAAUCCAUGAGACCUACCAUAGUUUUGCAGAAUGUAUCUAGAUUAUCCAAACACUUUAAUGACUUUAUAUGGAUUACUCUUUCACACAAUCAUUUGGAAGAAAAUAAAAUUUUUGUAAAAUAUUUUGACGAAUUAACAAAUUCCGUAUGUAAACUCCUUGAUAUAUUAAAACCUGUGGAUAAUUGUUGCUGUGUCUGUUGCUAUAGAUUAAAUAUCAAAAGUAACAGCUGUAAAAAUCGUAAUGAAAGUGAAAAUACCAUUAAUUGUUUUUGUUCAAUGGAAAAUCUACUCCAAGAUUCAAAAUCAACUUGUUUAAAUCCACACACAAUUCUUUCAUCUGAUAACAUUGUUGAUGGAACUAAACCAUGUCUCUGUUUAAUAAUUAACUUUAUAUUUAAACCUAUUCUCGAGAUAUACACAUGCCACUUCGUUGUUAUAUUAUCCGAUUUUUUUAAAACUAGUAAAAGGGAGUUUAACAAACAUACUUACAAAACUAGACUAAGUAUCGAUAUGGCAAAGUUUAUUUUUUUAAUAAUUGGUUUAAUUGACAAAAUUAUAAUUUCAUUAGAAGAAAGGUAUCUAUGUAAGUGUGACAAAACAUGCUGUGCUGAUGAUAAAAAAAUUAGUUGCACUUGUUGCAAUCAUACCAAUAAAUGUGGCACUAAAGUCCAAUGUUGCUCCUGUCCAAAAUCUAAUGGUGAGUGCAAAUGUUGCUGUAAACAAAAUGGAGCUUGUCAACAAUCAUGCUGUUCAAAAGCAACCAAUGGUUCCACAUCAUGUGUUUGCUGUAGAUGUUGCUGUAUAUGCUUUUGCAGAUGUCCAAAUGACGAAUACUAUCCUUACUUCAUAUCCUUGAUUCUAUAUUUAUCUCAACUCAUUAUGGAUUUGUUUACAUUUGACAAUGAGAAGAUUCAGAUGGCAACACAGUAUUUAUCAAAUCUGAUAGCGGAAUAUUAUGCUAUGGGUUUAAACCCUCAUAAACAAAGGUCAAAAAUUCCAUCAACUAGUGGUAACCAAACGAAUAGUGUAACAUCUUUUAAUAUUGGAUAUGAAAUUAAAAUAUCAGAAGAUAGUAUAGAAUUAAAUUUAGGGUUAAGCAAAAUUUUGUUGUCAAGUUUAGAAAAAAAAUGUUUGAUUAUUCAAUCAUUUGGAUUAAUAAUAAUUACAGAAAUUAAAACAUCUGUGUUUACUUCAUUUUUUCAAAAAUUGUCAGAGUUAUCAUUCUUUCUUAUUAAAGAGGAGAAUGUUUCAUCGGAAACAAAAAAACAAAUCAAGACUAUCACAACUAUUAUUUCAGAACAAUACAUGUUGACAAUAAAAAAUCAAGGAUCACAGCAAGUUUUAAAAUGUUGUACAAAUAACUAUAAGUGCACCUGCAAAUGUUGUAAAUUAAUAUGUUUUUGUAUUAGGUUAUUUUCUAGUAAGUUAAAACUAAUAUCUUCCGAAUUAACAGAUGCUGGAAUAUUAAAGUUUAUGAAUUCGACACUUAAUAAUGCAGAAUUAAAUCCAUUAGCAACUGAUAAAAUAAGAAUGAUAAAUGCUAGUUCUGAAAGUUUGAUUAAGUCUACAAAGAAUUCUAGGAUAAGUGAUUCUACAAGUUCCAUGAUCUAUGGUAGUGAUUUUGAUCAUAUUAAUCCUAAAUAUUUUGGUUAUGAUGAUGUUUAUAGACCUCAUCCACAUUUUGGUUCAGGAUACUUUAAGUUUGUACUUAGCAGAGUAUUCAUUGUCAUUAUCUUGUUGUUUAUGUUCAUAUUCAUAAGGACUCGAUUUGAUAGAUUUGUCAAGCCUGAUAUCUUUGGUGCUUAUUUGAUCAAGGUAGAUUCUAACAUUAAUAGGUUCAGAGAGGUACUUCAUAAUAGACUUGGUCAUAGCAUUAGGAACAUUGGUAGGAUUGGAAGUCUGAAUAGUUUAUUUGAUGAUAUGCCAGAUCCAAGUCAUCAUCUAGUAUUUGAAUAUCCCGAGUUAGCUGAUAUUCAAGAUCUUAAGUCAUGGUCUGAGACUGAUUCAAUAUCUGACACCUUCACAGAUGCUAUCUAUGAUGAGCAAAGUAGGACUGUUCAGGAGUCUAGGAGAAGAAAGGUAGCUUUCUACAUAGUCAUAGUUGUCUUCUCACUUCUAUCAUCACUUUAUUUGAACUUUGUAGUUAGGGAUCUAUCAGUGAUGUUAAACUUAGACCAUAGUACCUGGUCAUACUUCAUAUGUAUUACUAUUCUUCUGGGUAUGAUAAUAAGCCUAGUGGUUAAGUAUUGUGUUCAUCUCUAUGAUUUUGUUUAUGUUCUAGAGAAGUAUAGUAAUAGGUUAACUAAGAUUGAGAGUUUUGUUGAUGAUAGUUUUGGUGGUAUCACUGGUAACCUAAGUUACACAUCCAAGUUCAUAAUUCUAUUUCAAUUACUAAGAUCUUUGAAGACUGACAUUGUAUCACUAUUCAGUAUGAAUUAUCCAUACCAUAUACCAGCUCAAAGUCUUAUGAAGAAUAAGGUAUAUCCAUACAAGGAUAUGACAUCUGAUAUGGAGAGAAUGAUGACAUGUGAGAAUAUAGAAUGUAUUAGGAGUAUGGUCCUAGAAACUAUUGGAACACCAGAAUCUAUGGAUCUACAAAAUAUACUUGACUUUAUAUCAUAUGCAGCCAUAAGGAAUACAUCUGAGUUUGAUAAAUAUCAUGGUUACUUUAGUGGCAAUGAACGUUAUUUAGCUUGGAGACUUGGGAAGCUACUGAGUCAUAACUUCUUCCUUCUAACUUAUGGAAGAUACUCAUGUAUUCUUGAGAUGGAUCAUAUUAUUAGGAAUCUACAUGUUCCCAUAACAGAGUUCCAUAACUGUCAGAUGCUAUGGCAACUAUUUGGCAAUUAUGAGUCUAACCUCAUCUCACUCAAGUGUAUGGGUGAAGAAUCAAUAGGUGUACCACUUACUGCUAUUCAGAGAGAUGUUCUAAGAAACAAGUUCAAUGAGGAGUAUAUUGGUGAAUUCAACAAGUACCAGGAGUUUAUAAUGAGGAACCUUCAUAUCAAUAUACAUGAUUCUGAUGAUGAUGAAGAAUGUAGUUGUUACUUUCCAUAUCCUGAAUUAAUCAAGUGUCCACUUGACAGAGACAAGGUGGCUAGACUUACAAGAGAGUAUUUUGGUGACAAUAGGAGACUCAGUCUAUCACUUCCAACUACAAGCUGUAAUGUAACCAAACAGGUGUCAAAUCAAACUAAGUCAUCAUCUGUUUCAGUUACUAAGUUCUGUGAUCAUUGGUUAAAUAUGAGACUAGGCUAUUGUGAUACCGAGGAGUGUGAGAAGGCUGUAAGAUUUGCCCACGACCUUAUUGUGUCAAAACUAUCCAGUGACUCAGAUAUAUUUGAGUCAAUCAAGGAAACAGUAGCUAGUAUGAAAUUGAAUAUUCUGAAUACAGAAGAAGUUUAUGUGACUCCAGAAGAUAUCCAUGUACCUAUAAAAUCUUCAGAACAUAAAUCACUCAAGGAUUAUACUAAUAAACUUAAUGAACUAAGAUACAAGACAUCUGAUAACUAUCAUGAUACAGUUCUUGAUUAUCUAAACAGAUACAUGAUGGAGACCAUGACUAAUACUGAGAAGAUUAUGGUCCCACUAGGUAUAUUCUUAUCCUGGUAUGGAAUACCAAUAUGUGAACAGCAUAUAAGAAAUAUGGGCAAAUUUCAAUAUCUCAUAUGA